ACCCUAUCUUGUGAAAUGUUCAGGUAUAAAUGCCCCUUCAGCAAGCACCAGAACUGCAAAAAGGAGUUCUAUCGAAAAGACAAGCUGAAGCUGCAUUUGCAAACUCACUCAAUGCAGAACCUCAGGUGUGAAAGGUGCAACAGGGUGUUCAAGCGCAGCAGACAGCUCAAGCAACACGAGACGGUCUGCCUCUCCGAAGACAAGCCUUGUAAGGACUGCGGUCACGUCAUUCACAGUCUGGAGAAAUACAAGCACCCUGUGAAAACAAAACCAAACUCCCACACUCAUGUGAACCGACGGAAAUAUCGUCUUUUGGAAGGCAGCAAGCAACUAGACGACAAUGUCCCGACGAUACAGGUGGUAGUGGUUCCUCUCAGCGGGAACGAGGCUGGUAUACUGCCGCAAUGACAGUGGCUAAGAGUGAGACAAUAGAUGCACAACCUUGAGUAUCAUACAGACCUAGCUCUCUGCAAACAGCUCUUUUGUUUGUCACACCAUAGAGCUUUGUAUUAAUCCAUUUACAGAGUAGAGUUACAUUUUGGAAUUAUCAUCCCAAUUAUGAGUUUCCAUCUGUGGUGAAUUUAGUUGUAAUGUGUACUCCACAAUCAUAACUAACACAAUACAAUGAGAUACAAACUCACUAAACUUCUUUGUAAAUUUGCAUGUUAACUAGUAGAUAGAGAGUAUAGAGUCAAUUUUACAAAGUAAUAGAUAACAGGUACAAGUUUUUAUUUGUCAGUUUUCAAAGUAAAGCUUGGGAAACUAUCUUGUAUACUUUGCAAUAUUAUUUCGAUUAGCAACAGGAUAUAUUACAAAAGGAUUCAGUGUUGUUAUAGAUCUAACUGGAAAUGCUUCAUUAACAUUGUAACAAAACAGUAUUAAUGUUGUAAAAUUGUGUAAUUUUUAUGUCUUUGAAAAAUAUUGAUAUGAAACUUAAUAAACCGGGUUACGAAUGGGUCAUUAAAGACAAGUGUUGUUUAAUAUGAGUUCAUUCUUUUUUACAGUAAACUUAUUCACUUAAUUCCAAAACAUUUAAUAAAUAAAUUAAUAGCAAGCUCUUUGAUAUUAAAAUGAACAAGGUUUAUUUGAUAAAUGAAUAAAAUGUGACAUUAUUUCAACCGUUUUGUUAAUUGUUGUUUUUUUAUCAUUAGUUUGAAAGGCAUUUUUUGAAUUAAUGUCCGCUGUCAUGUAAAUCAAAGUUGCUGCUUGAAAUAAAAACUUGGUUUUUAUUAAAUUUGACAUAAACAGGCAGGCGUAUUACAAAAAUUAAUCAUCUACUCAGUAAUCGAUUUAUAAUCAUUUCACACUUCAGGUUGAAUGUAAGUAGUGUUUAACACAAGAAUGUAAGUAGUGUUUAACACAAAGUAUGAUAAGUUUUCUUUCGGAAGGUGUGGAAGGAAUAAAUUAAGUGGAAGGUUAAAUAAGAGAAGGCUUCUGUAAGAAGUUGGUUACCACUGACUGCUUGGUGGAAAGCGUUGGCUUUUUAUUAAAGCUUUUGUUAGACUGAAAUUGUUCACCUAUUAGACUGUAUUACUAUUAUUAUAGUUGACUUAUUCAAUUUAUAAGUUAUUUUGCUUAUGAUUUCUCACACAUUGUUUUGUUUGAGUGUAACCCAUUAUACAUUGUAGAUGUAGUAUCAAUAGUUUUUAUGCUAUCAAGUUUUCAUAUAAACAGAUUUGGCUGUGGCUAAUCAUUUUAAGAGUAAAGUUGCCUCUAGGUUAUAAUAUUUAUUAUAGUGAGAAUACUUUGUUAAAACCAAUAUAAUAAUAGUGAUUAAUUGCAUUUAAAGUCGUGAGUUAGAUAUUUUCCAGUUUCAGGUAUUAUGAAACAAGAUACUGUUAACAGCCAAUGCAUGUAUUUAGAUACCCUUAUUUAUUACUGUAACAUUCAUGUUUUGGGUAAAAUUUUGUUAUGUUUGAUAAGAUAAAUGUAUUUUGGAGGUGAAAUAUCACUAGCAUUAUAUAUAAUAAGGUUGUCAAUAAGUGAUGUUGAAAUAUUGUUAAUAUUUAAUAUAUUCGUUCAUAAUUUUCCUAA
Homalodisca vitripennis (glassy-winged sharpshooter) is the source of this 2034-nucleotide messenger RNA. Its product is annotated as zinc finger protein 420-like. Bases 16 to 408 code for a protein of 130 amino acids. NCBI's taxonomy places the organism in Eukaryota, Metazoa, Arthropoda, Insecta, Hemiptera, Cicadellidae. The transcript is spliced from 2 exons. The record is from RefSeq and is a predicted model, not a curated record.